Ambispora gerdemannii is the source of this 433-nucleotide messenger RNA. Lineage: Eukaryota; Fungi; Glomeromycota; Glomeromycetes; Archaeosporales; Ambisporaceae. The record is from the annotation of a GenBank genome assembly.
AUGCUUCGUUCUUCCUCACUUCGUCUUUGUCAAACAGUUGCUAGGAGCCAUACGCGCAGAAGCGCUUCCACCACAAGUUCUGUCCCGUCACUGACGAAUCUUGAAACGCGCUGGAAAACAUUGUCGUCCGAGGAACAAUCAACUCUCACAAAACAACUCGUGGACCUUCAGAAAAAGGAUUGGCAUGAGUUGUCGUUAGACCAAAAAAGAGCUGCAUAUUAUGUCGCAUUUGGUCCGCAUGGUCCAAGAGAACCUCGAGAUGAACCGAAUCAAGGGAUAAAGGUGCUUGCAGGUGUUACCAUUUCUGUGAUUGUAUCUGUUUUACUCUUUAAAUGGUCUCGUCACGGAAUUCCUACUCCGCGUACCUUUGAUAAAGAAUGGCAGGAAGCAACUAAUAAGCUGAUGCGAGAACAGAAUAGCAAUCCAAUUACAG